AGGCUAGUAAGUUACGAAUCUGAGUCUUUCCAAAUCCAAUGAAAACAAAUGAAAUUCGUAAAAUAGAUUCGUAAAUAGGAAGGUCCUUUGAAGAUAUAGUUGAGUAACCACCUUCAACAGCAAUCUGUCAGAUUCAGCAACCUAACUGACGCCAACAUGUGAGUACGACUAAGAUGGAACGUGAGACCUUAUGUUUUUCCUUUUCACCCUCUGACAAUAGAGCAACUAAAGCACCACGACUGAUAGUUUGAUUUUCCUUCAUGAUGACGGAGGUAGCGCAUUAAGCACAAAUCACCGAGCCCGCUUCUCCUGGGCACCAGAGCAAGUGAGGAUUCAUCACCGCGACGGCUCUAACCUACAACAUCUUCCUGCUCAUUCGCUUUACGUUUCCGCUAUCGAGCCUCGCAAAAAUUCCGGCCUUUGUCAUCAGGACGGACAACAACAGAGUCGGCAAAAUCUUUUGGCGCACAGCCCUUGAGGACCCCGGGGCAGCGACAUAAUUCUCAGUGCAAUCUCUCCUGAUACUGCAGCAUGGCAACACGGGACCGAGCAGGAGCACCCAGCUACUUGCGCAACCGAACGCUGGAUCUGGAAGAGCCGAAGGCCUGGGUUCUUGCCGAACAAAUUUAUCGACGCGACUUCGGGGACGAGUGUGCUGCCACUUUUUUUGACAUUCUAAGCGGCAACAGGCGAACAGGAACAAUGCAGAACUCGCAGGAUUUGAGCGCGUAUGCAGAUAAGCACCGGUCCCGCGACCCAACGACGAUGAUGCUGAGGCAGGAAGAGGACAGGAUCGUGCUCGAACACAUCGAAGCAGAGGUUGACGACAACAUGUUACGGCUGUUCGGCGAGAAGCAGCUUGCAGAAAUGGACCCGGAGCAGCGGACUCAAUUCAGAAACGACUGCCAAAACCACCUCAUCCGACAGAUCGAGAGAGACUACACUCCAACGAUAAUCACGAAGAUGAACCAGGAGGAAACGCGUCAACGAGCGGAAAACGACAUUGACGAGACACCACUGCAGCUCCACGGCAACGGAGCUAACAAUUCUAGUAAUUUGUUCACAUUUACGCUCCCUGGCGUCGACGGCGAUACGACGCAUUUCGCGCGCCCCGGUGCUGCUCGGCGUACAGGGCCUCCAGACCCACAACCGGCACCGGUGCAACGACACCCCCGACUGUUACCACGAGAACGAGUUGGGAAAGGUGAAAGCAAAAAUGUAGCCGUCUCUUCACUAACAAGCUCGAGUUCUAGAAAUAACGUUCUUCUCCUCGAACCCGCAGACACGAAGGAGCCCGUGGCGCUUGACCCUCUUCCGGAUUCCAAUGUGCAACAAGAAGACCACGAAAACGGUGACGACACUGAGUUGGAGUACCUAGAUCGUGUGCUGAACACCCAGCAUUUCCUUCCUUCAUCGUCCCCCGCCGCAAACACCUACGGAGCUGCAUACGAGGAGCCCCCACAGGCACCCCCCGCCCACUCGCACUCCUCGAGCAGCCUUUACGGUUCGUCGCUGCUGUAUGACGAGCAGCCGGGUAGCAGAAUUUUUGGGGAGGAAAGCCAGAACUUUGACGUCACCAUGCGCGAGGAGCAGAGUGGUUUGUUUCUCGGCGCCGGUCAUGAUCUUCAGCAGAACAAAAGCAGGACUGCCAGCUUGUCGAAAGCUCCUGCUGUGGAAAACAACUUACUGGCGGAAAACGACGAACAGAUGUUGGACGAAGCGGAGCAAGACUCGGCCAAACAGGAACAGGAUUUUUCCGACCAGGAAAGUGAGGACGACGUGAUGCUGCUGCCCUCGUUGACGCCAGAACAGGAGCGUCUACUUGGUGAGUUGGAAAAGGAGUGGGCCGUGAGUGCUGAAACAGAAAAGAAAGUCGAGUCCUGGUGGGAGGAGCAUCUACAAAAACUGGGAGAGGAUACGCUGCUGCUGGUUGCUGGCAAGGACGAACACUGGACCAAAGAGAUGAUCCGGGUGCGACACGUAGAAGCGUUGUUGAUGGACAAGUGGCUGCAUGACACACUGGUGGACUUUCUUCUACCGGUUCGGUUCCGCCAUCAUCAGCGACUCCUGCCUGCGGAUCAAGAAGCGAAAGUUUUCUGCUACAAGUGCAACUUCGUCGGUUCUUUGCGCAGAGGUGGCUUUGACACAGUUAGAAAUUGGGGAAAACGGUUAGAGCGGCGGAAAGUGGAAAAUGGAAAGGCGAAACCGAUCCGGAUCUUCGAAUUAGAUUUGUUUUUCGUGCCCGUGCUCGACGGACAACACUUUACCGUUGUGGUGGUAGACUUCCGAUCGAAAAUAAUGGCAGUGCUGGACUCGAUGCACUUAGAUCCGACGACGGCAAAAUGUAUGCUCGUACACGACUACUUGUGCAAGGAGUGGGCGAAGGAGCACAAGGGGGAUGAAUGGGAGGGCCAAGAUGUGUCGCAAUGGAAGAUCUACGCAUCUAUCGAUCUUCCGUGUCCAGGAGGAGCCGGGUUGCCACAACAGCGAAUGACGCAUGUAUGAAGUUGAAGACUUCAUCUGCCGAUGGGAGAUCCUUGCCCAAAAAUUGUCAACCUUUCAUUCUCAACCUCAAGCUCAACAUAAUUCGAAUAUAACUUCUUGCAUCUCUUGGCUAUGUUCCGAGCAGAGGACUGCAGUCUGGUCAUCAUCAAUGUGCGCCCCUCCUCCUGCUCCUUUCGGGGGCUAAUUUUCACAUUCCGCAACAAGGACUGUUGGUGUUGCAGCCAUGCUCUGACGAAGCAAGUAUUCCCAUUAGCUGAAAGAGUUCUUCGCCUUCAUAAUUCGAGUGCGGGGUGUUCUGUUUGCUUUAUGUCGAGCAAGUUUUGAGCAACUACCGCCGCGGGGCGACGGGACUCGAUCUGUUUACUUUCGCGAUCGACCCGAACAAAGACUCCAGCUACCGAAAGCAGAUCGCUGAGUGGGUGAUGGAAGAAAAACUGGCGCCGAAAGGAUGAGGCAGAGGAGAAGUGUUGUCGAUGGAACGGAAACGGAUAGAAUAAUCAAGCAGUUGCGGCGGGCCCCCUCUCCCUAACUCACUGUACGGCAGGCGACACUACCUAGUAACUGGCGAGCACGUUUGAAAAGAAAAAACGACGACAGCAAGAACUUGCUCGCAUUGUCCACUUGUUACACGACUGAACAUAUUUCAUCCACACACAUGAUCGAGCUACAGCGUGAAGGGGC
This is a messenger RNA of Amoebophrya sp. A120, 3186 nucleotides long. Lineage: Eukaryota; Dinophyceae; Syndiniales; Amoebophryaceae. The record is from the annotation of a GenBank genome assembly.